Messenger RNA from Morone saxatilis (striped sea-bass), 626 nucleotides. RefSeq names its product calcitonin-1-like. NCBI's taxonomy places the organism in Eukaryota, Metazoa, Chordata, Actinopteri, Moronidae. Gene Ontology annotation, cellular component: extracellular region. Bases 6 to 416 code for a protein of 136 amino acids. The transcript is spliced from 3 exons. The record is from RefSeq and is a predicted model, not a curated record. Gene Ontology annotation, molecular function: calcitonin receptor binding; hormone activity.
GGACCAUGGUUAUGUUGAAGAUCUCUGCUUUCCUCGUUGCCUACGCCCUGGUCAUUUGCCAGAUGUACUGCUCACAAGCCGCCCCUGCCAGACCGGGUUUAGAGUCCAUGUCAGACCGAGUCACGCUCACGGACUAUGAGGCGCGAAGGUUACUCAACGCCAUUGUCAAGGAGUUUGUGCAGAUGACAGCGGAGGAGCUGGAACAGCAGGCAACUGAAGGAAACAGCAUGGACAGGCCCAUAACCAAGCGCUGCUCCAACCUCAGCACCUGUGUGCUGGGCAAACUGUCUCAGGAGCUGCACAAGUUGCAGACGUUCCCUCGCACAAACGUGGGAGCAGGAACGCCCGGGAAGAAGCGCAGUGCGCCUGAGACCGACAGCUAUGCAAGCUACGGCGAGACGUUUGACAGCAUCUAACCCCCUCCUCAUCCUCCUUCAAACCCUCUUUUACCUUUACUGCAUCUCUUCUUCCUCCUCUACCUUUCUGUUUCUUUUCCCUUUCCUCUUCUCCUGUCCACUUCCUCUCCCAGUUUCUUGCUUAUUGUUUUUGGAUUGACAAGUGCAUGUUGAUUUUACCUGCCUGAUUGACAUGAGAAGAAUAUGACCUUUAACUGCAACCAACUUUUC